Molecule: messenger RNA, 1560 nt
Organism: Closterium sp. NIES-65
Lineage: Eukaryota; Viridiplantae; Streptophyta; Zygnematophyceae; Desmidiales; Closteriaceae
Source: the annotation of a GenBank genome assembly
AUGAGUGCCUGCAGCCACUCCACAUUCGCGUGCAUGGAUCCGCACGCUUUCCCUGCACGGUUGCACAUGCGUGCCUUUCACUCUGACUGUGAGCACGUGCUCUGCCCUUGUCCCGCAACAGUCGAAGCCCACCUCUCCGCUGCCUCCUCCCCACCCCUCCCUCGCGCCCUCCCUUCCGUCUCCGCCGCUGCCGCUCGUGCUCUCGCCUUCAUCUCCCCCGCUCCCUUCCUCUCCUCCUCCUCCGCCUCUUCCCUCGCCGCUACAACCAUCUCCCUUGCACCAUCUUCCUCAUCAUCAUCAGCAGCAGCAGUGGCAGCGUCAGCAGCAGCAGCGGUGUCAACAGCAACGGGAGCGGCAGUGUGGCCGGCACCAGUGGCGGCACAGCAACCGGCUGACUUUGACGAUCUCUUUCAGAAGCUCAGAACCAGCCCCUCACUCCCCGAUGGUGUCAAGCGCAGCAGCACCGAGCAGCACCACAUGCUGCACACCAAGCCCACUGUCUCCUCCCCUUCUUCCCCCUUCCUUCCCACUCCUCGCCCCAUUUCCCUCCCAUGCAGCCCCUCUCUCCCAGACGCUGUCAAGCGCAGCAGCACGGAGCCACACCAUGUGCUGCAGACGCACCUCAUUCUCAGGAACGUUCCAGGAACCAUCCAGGCGCUGCGGUCGUGGAUCAUCCCCUCGGUGGCUCCGUCGGGAUUGGCUGCUUCUCUGGGCGGCAAUGUGGAGAGCGACUCCGACCCUGCCCUGGUGCGGUGUGGCGCCCACCUGGUGGUGCUUCUGCGCUCCGUGCUCCCCGCUGCUGCUCGCCAGCAGUACAGGGACUGGCUCAACACGUCAGGCGAUGUCAUUCUCUACUGUGUGCUGCUGGCAGCGCAGCGCAGGGACCAUCUCACGCCCUCUGCGCCUCUCUGCUGCUCACGCCCUCGCUUCUUUCCCCGUUCCCCAAUGCUCUCCCCACUCCCUGCCCCCUCUCAUCCCAUCAGCUACUGUGUGUUGCUGGCAGCGCAGCGCAGGGACCAUCUCACACCGCUCUACGCCUCACUGCUGCUCACGCCCUCCCUCACCUCUGACUUCUUCCUUCAGCUAUUCGAGCAGCGCAAGACAGACAGGGGGCUGUUGGAUGCUGCUGCUGCUGCUGCUGCUGCUGCUGCUGCUGCUGCUGCUGCUGCUGCUGCUGCUGCUGCUGCUGCUGCUGCUGCUGCUGCUGCUGCUGCUGCUGCUGCUGCUGCUGCUGCUGCUGCUGCUGCUGCUGCUGCUGCUGCUGCUGCUGCUGCUGCUGCUGCUGCUGCUGCUGCUGCUGCUGCUGCUGCUGCUGCUGCUGCUGCUGCUGCUGCUGCUGCUGCUGCUGCUGCUGCUGCUGCUGCUGCUGCUGCUGCUGCUGCUGCUGCUGCUGCUGCUGCUGCUGCUGCUGCUGCUGCUGCUGCUGCUGCUGCUGCUGCUGCUGCUGCUGCUGCUGCUGCUGCUGCUGCUGCUGCUGCUGCUGCUGCUGCUGCUGCUGCUGCUGCUGCUGCCAGCUCAGCAUCCAACAGCCCCCUUUCAUUCCAUCCCCCUUUUCACUAG